AUGCGACAUCCUGCAGAUAGCCCGCAAUGGAAGGCAAUUGAUCGUCUGUAUCCUGAAUUUGGGGCCGAGCCUAGAAAUUUAAGGCUUGGUCUUGCAACGGACGGAAUGAACCCAUUUGGAACCUUAACUACUAACCAUAGCUCGUGGCCCGUUUUGCUGUUCAUUUAUAAUCUCCCUCCGUGGUUGUGCAUGAAGCGAAAGUAUGUUAUGCUGAGUAUGAUGAUAGCUGGUCCAAGACAACCAGGUAAUGAUAUUGACGUAUAUCUAAGACCGUUAAUUGACGAUUUGCGGAAAUUGUGGGAUGAAGGGGUUGAUGUAUGGGACGCAAAUUUGCAGCAUGCUUUCAAGUUGCGUGCAAUGGUUUUUUGUACCAUCAAUGACUUUCCAGCCUACGGAAAUUUAAGUGGAUAUAGUGUCAAAGGACAUCACGCAUGUCCUAUAUGUGAGCAGAAUACUAGUUUCCGCCAACUUAAACAUGGAAAGAAGACUGUGUAUACUAGGCAUCGAAGAUUUCUCAAACAGUAUCAUCCGUAUCGACGCUUGAAGAAGGCAUUCGAUGGAAGUCAAGAACAUGAAACCGCGCCAAAUCCAUUAACUGGUGAUGAAGUAUAUCAGCGGGUCAAGGAUGUCGUAAAUAUGUUCGGCAAGACAAAGGAUGGUUUCAAGUGUCGUCAAGACUUGGUUGACAUGGGUAUACGUCAAGUGUUGCAUCCUAUCUCAAAAGGUAACAGGACAUAUCUGCCCCCAGCCUGUUACACAAUGUCAACAGCUGAAAAGAGAAGUUUUUGUGAAUGCUUGCGUAAUAUCAAAGUCCCACAAGGCUACUCUUCAAACAUCAAGAGUCUUGUGUCUGUGAAUGAGCUUAAGUUGGUUGGCUUGAAAUCACAUGAUUGUCAUGUGUUAAUGCAACAACUUUUGCCUGUUGCAAUCCGCGGAACAUUGCCUGAGAAGGUCCGUGUUGCAAUCAGUCGCUUGUGUUUCAUUUUUAAUGCUAUAUGUGCCAAGGUCAUUGACCCUAAACAGUUGGAUGCUUUGGAAGAUGAGGUUGUCGUUGUCCUUUGUCAAAUGGAGAUGUUUUUCCCUCCUUCAUUUUUUGACAUUAUGGUACACUUAGUUGUUCAUCUGGUAAGGGAAAUAAGGUGUUGUGGUCCUACGUAUUUUAGAUGGAUGUAUCCAGUUGAGCGGUACAUGAAGGUCUUAAAGGGUUAUACGAAGAAUCGACAUCGACCAGAGGCCUCAAUAGUGGAAAGAUACGUUGCUGAAGAAUGCAUUGAGUUUGCCUCACAGUACAUUGACUCAUUGAAACCUGUCGGUGUUCCUGUAUCCCGGCAUGACCAGCCAAUAGCCGGCAAGGGUACUCGUGGAUACAAUGUUGUGACAAUGACUAGACAUGACGUGUCACAAGCACAUUUGUAUAUAUUAAACAACACAACAGAGGUGUUUCCGUACAUAGAGGCUCACAAAAAACAUGUUAGAGAUAGUCACCCCAAAAUGAACAUGAUGAGGGUAUUGCAAGAGCACAACAAAACUUUCAUAAAUUGGUUUAGACAAACAAUACUUGCUGAUAAAAGUGUUUCCAGACGACUCACAUUGUUAGCCAUUGGCCCAAAUUUGAAUGUCCCUACAUGGAAGGGGUAUGACAUUAACAAUUAUUCAUUCUACACAAAGUCCCAAGAUGAUAAAAGUUCGGUACAAAACAGUGGGGUCUGUGUUGAUGCUGAUUCGGAGCACUUUUCCAGUACAUCGGAUAACAACCCCAUUCGAGCAUCCAUGUCUUACUUUGGUGUCAUUCAAGAAAUUUGGGAGGUUGAUUAUACAUCAUUUAGAGUGCCUGUUUUUAAGUGUCAGUGGGUGAACGGGACAACGGGUGUGUUUCAAGAUCCAUUGGGAUUUACUUUGGUAGACCUUAGUAAGGUGGCAUAUAUAGACGAACCUUUCAUUAUGGCAGCACAAGCCAGACAAGUUUUCUAUGUACAAGAUCCAUGUAAUUCAAGUUUGUCUGUGGCUCUGCAAGGAAGACCAAGUGGAAUGAAUUACCAUAAUGAUGAGUCAACCCUUGACAUUGGUCAAAUGUCUAGUUUUUCAAAACAAUUGCCUUCAAUGAAUGAAGCUGAUGAAGUGGAUGAUGGACAUGCAAAUCGUGUAGAUCAUGAUGAAGGUCUAUGGGAAAACAUCCCUACAGGCUGA
This is a messenger RNA of Glycine soja, 2187 nucleotides long. RefSeq lists its product as uncharacterized. Bases 1 to 2187 code for a protein of 728 amino acids. The transcript has 2 exons. NCBI's taxonomy places the organism in Eukaryota, Viridiplantae, Streptophyta, Magnoliopsida, Fabales, Fabaceae. The record is from RefSeq and is a predicted model, not a curated record.